AUGCCCGGACCCCCCGGCUACCCAGGGCACGAUGGCCCCCAGGGGGCCCCGGGGCGGGAGGGAAAGCCAGGACCCCCAGGCCCCCCAGGAGCCGCGGGGCCACCCGGUUUCCCUGGGGCUGAAGGACUCCCAGGGUCUCCAGGCUCAGCUGGGCCAGAUGGACCCCCAGGGGCACCCGGACUCCCAGGGCCUCAGGGUCCCCCCGGGGUGCCUGGGCACGAAGGACCCCCUGGUCCCCCAGGAUCUGCAUCACACCCUGGCAAACCAGGGCUCCGAGGGGAGCCAGGAUUCCCAGGACCAAAGGGUGAGAAGGGCGAGUAUGGGCUGCCAGGCAUGCCAGGGAGCCCUGGCCGGACCGGAGAACCAGGGUCCCCGGGCAUGCCCGGUCCCAUGGGGCCACCAGGACCACCAGGGGACUACAGGUGUGACUCACGCCACGCUGGACACCACGGGCUGGCCGGGCUGCCGGGCACCAAGGGAGAAAAGGGCGACCCUGGAGAGCCGGGGUGCUGCUAUGGGGAGCACGGCUGCAAACCAGGGCACCUCCCCUUCCCCAGCACCGGCAGCCAGCCCGGCUCGUGGGGCUCCAUCAGCGGGUACCAGACGGAUGGCAAAGAGGAACCGGAGAUUUAUGGAGCCAUCAUCCCCCAUGCUCUUCGAGGUCCCCCCGGGAACCCCGGCCCCCCUGGGCCCCCCGGCCCCCCUGGCCCUCCAGGCCUCCUCUACCUCAAUAGGGUGCACCCCGUGCAUGCCCAGCCGCCCUGCAAGCAGCCGCGCCACACGUGGGUGUUCAGGUCCAAGGAGCUGAUGGUGAAGGCGAGCAGUGCUGUGCCCGAGGGGAGCCUGGUCUAUGUGAGGGAAGGGAGCAGCGCCUUCCUGCGGACCCCCGCCGGCUGGAGCCGCCUCCUGCUGGAGGAUCCCAAGUCGUUCCUGGCUGGUGACGACCCCUCUGCCUCCACCCCACAGUACCAGGAGGUGAAGAGGGUGCAGCCAAGAGGUCCCAACACCAUGCAAUCUCCAACAGACUCACUGAUCCAGAAGGAGGAGGAGGAACAAGGGCUGCCCCAGACUCUGCCCACCACCACAGCUCCACGGAUCCCAUCUCUCCGCCUGGCUGCCCUCAACGUGCCCCUGUGGGGCGACAUGAGCGGGAUCCGGGGCGCUGACCUGCAGUGCUACCGGCAGUCCCAGGAGGCCGGGCUCUACGGAACCUUCCGGGCCUUCCUGUCAGCCCCCAGCCAGCAGCUGCUGUCCAUCGUCAAGAGGACAGACAGGACCCUCCCCAUCAUCAACCUCAAGGCAGGUACCCCCCCUCCCCAGGGCCUGGGGGAGGCAAAACCUCACAGCCCCCAUGAGCUGCAGUGGGGGCAGCUGCUGGCCAAGUCCUGGAGCUCCCUCUUUGGGGGUGCUGCCCUGCGGGGUCCCAUCUACUCCUUCAACGGGCGCAACGUCCUGGCAGAUCCCCUCUGGCCCCACCGGCUAGCCUGGCACGGCUCCACGCCACGGGGUGGCCAUGCCCGCCGCUGGGACUGCCAGGGCUGGCGCAGCUCUGGCACAGCCCAGGGCAUGGCCAGCGCCCUGGGGGAGGGCAGGCUGCUGGCUGGGCAGAGGCACAACUGCUCCACGCCGCUGGCCGUGCUCUGCAUCGAGGUGGCUUUCCCUUACCGGCACAUGUGGUGACAAGGGUGACACCCGAACAGGAGCUCCGGGUGCUCCUCUAGGCCUGGGGAAUGUCCCUGGGAGCACUGAGGGGACACCAGGUGCACGGCCAGGCUGUGCCAUCCCACAGAUCCCUG
This is a messenger RNA of Melospiza melodia melodia, 1796 nucleotides long. RefSeq names its product collagen alpha-1(XVIII) chain-like. Lineage: Eukaryota; Metazoa; Chordata; Aves; Passeriformes; Passerellidae. The record is from RefSeq and is a predicted model, not a curated record. The coding region runs from base 1 to 1680 and encodes 559 amino acids. Gene Ontology annotation, molecular function: extracellular matrix structural constituent conferring tensile strength. The transcript has 15 exons. Gene Ontology annotation, biological process: extracellular matrix organization.